Sclerotinia borealis F-4128 is the source of this 1155-nucleotide messenger RNA. Lineage: Eukaryota; Fungi; Ascomycota; Leotiomycetes; Helotiales; Sclerotiniaceae. The record is from the annotation of a GenBank genome assembly.
AUGCUUAUAAGACCUCAGAACGUGCUUGCUCUCUUGAUCAACAUGAUGUCGAUAUUUUUGUUGCCAGCCGCUGGUCGGUUGAGCUUGCAAGAUAUUAGAAAUUGUAACGUUUUCUUGACAAAGAUAAGCGGCUUGAGCUCAGCUGCUGGCCUUCAUCUUACCUUCAACAUACUUCUUCAAAUUUUCGAAACCGAGAAACUUGAACUCGAAGCUGAUAUUACAUCAUGGAUCAUAACCUCACCUGCACUUACAAUGCAUGGUGCUCUCACAUUGAAGAAGUCUUUCUCGUCAUUCAAUUCUUCGAUCCACAAGUUCUCGUCGUCCAUCAUACCAGAGCAAGAUCCUUCGGGAUAUUCUUGGUUCUUUGAUGGAUUGAACUGCUCUCGUACAAAGGCAGAUCUCGAUCAAAGCUACGAGGAUGACGAACACACAGCACCAACAGCAUAUCUCUCCUGCUCUCUUACUCUCCGGUCACGAUAUUCUACAAAUGUCGGAGUUGACCGAAACGACGGUAUCCCUUCUUGCAACUUUAAUGGCAAGAAGAGUGGUGUCGCUCAGAUUCUUGGGAUUUUCAAGAAUAACAUGCGAAUCCGUGCUGCUGAGAUGCUCAACCACCAGAUACAAGGCUACCUCAUUGGUAACUCUUUGGGUAGCCUUAUGAAGAGUUUACUCGGUGAAGUCAGUAGUCAACGAGUUGAACUAUCCACCCCCAAGAAAUUGGCAUCUGCUAGACUAAGCAGAGCCAAAACUUCUAUAAAGGUUGAAAUCGAAGAGGAUGGCGGUGAGGAAGAGGAAAAGAAAGUCGAAGUUGCCAAGGAAGCAUCUGCGAGACCUAGCAGAGCAAAGACUCAAGGUCCGAGGCAGGUCAGAGAGAGACUGACCGGAGAUCUACCAGAAAUGCAAGAAUGGAUUGUCUCCAGCAAGUCCGAUCAUGCUACAAGACAAGGGCAGAGACUUCCCUCCUACGUCUUUCCAACAGCAAAGCUAGUGUGUUCGACCUCAACUGUCGAUGACUAUUCAAAAAGUCUUUCUUCGAUUACUUUCCUUCAAUCAAUGGUCAAGUACCGGAGAGCAUUCCGAGCUUUUGCUGAGAACUGCACAUGGCUUGCAGACAAGGAUAUGUGGAGAUGGUUUGCCGACAACAAGGUUCAAUAG